This is a messenger RNA of Marmota flaviventris (yellow-bellied marmot), 2547 nucleotides long. It is a transcript of the gene Ms4a1, whose product is annotated as membrane spanning 4-domains A1. NCBI's taxonomy places the organism in Eukaryota, Metazoa, Chordata, Mammalia, Rodentia, Sciuridae. Gene Ontology annotation, cellular component: external side of plasma membrane; plasma membrane. Gene Ontology annotation, biological process: cell surface receptor signaling pathway. The record is from RefSeq and is a predicted model, not a curated record.
UUUCUGUUAGAAGUACCACCCCCAGGCCUCGAUUCUUGAGAAAUCAAAGCAAGGAUUGAACCCAGCGGCAGGCAUUCACAUCAGCCCUUGAGCCCUGAAGAGCCAGGAGUUUUGAGAACAAAAUGACAACACCCAGAAAUUCCUUGAGUGGAACUUUCCCUACAAAGGGCCCUAUCUCCAUGCAACCUGCUCCAAAAGUAAACCUCAAGGGGACGCUGCCGCUGGUGGGCCCCACCCAAAGCUUCUUCAUGAGGGAAUCUAAGGCUUUGGGGGCUGUCCAGAUCAUGAAUGGGCUCUUCCACAUGGCCCUGGGAGGGCUGCUGCUGAUCCCCACAGGGGUCUAUGCACCCAUCUGUGUGACUGUGUGGUAUCCCCUCUGGGGUGGCAUUCUGUAUAUUACCUCUGGAUCGCUCCUGGCAGCAGCAGAGAAAACCUCCAGGAAGAGUCUGGUCCAAGCAAAAGUAAUAAUGAACUCAUUGAGCCUCUUUGCUGCCAUUUCUGGAAUAAUUCUUGUGAUCAUGGACAUACUCAAUAUUACGAUUUCACAUUUCUUAAAAAUGGAGAGUCUGAAUAUUAUUAAAACUCCUGUGUCAUAUAUUGACAUAUACAACUGUAAACCCACUAAUCCCUCUGAGGAAAACUCUCCAUCCACAAAAUACUGUUACAGCAUACAAUCCAUGUUCUUGGGCGUUUUGUCAGUGUUACUGAUCUUUGCCUUCUUCCAGAAACUUGUGACUGCCGGCAUUGUUGAGAAUGAGUGGAAAAGAUCCUGCUCCAGGCCCCAAGCUAAGGUGGUUCUUCUGUCAGCUGAAGACAAGAAAGAACAGACAAUUGAAAUAAAAGAAGAAGUGGUUGAGCUAACUGAGGUACCUUCUCAAACAAAGAAUGAAGAAGACAUUGAAAUUAUUCCAGUCCAAGAAGAAGAAGGAGGAGAAGAAACAGAAAUAAAUUUUCCAGAACCUCCCCAUGAUCAGGAAUCCCCACCAAUAGAAAAUGAUAGCUUUCCUUAAACUGUUUCUUCUGGAUUUUGCUGCCUCUUUUAAGCAUUAGUAUUUAGCUUCUAAGAGACAUAGUUACCCCAUUUCUUGAGGCACUCUGUACUGGUUCUCCAUGUUUCCAUCUGGUCUUUGCUGGAGUGACCACAGCCCCAUCUCUAGCACAUUCAGCAAAUGUGGGAAUUGUAAUAGAUUGUGAUGUCCUAUUUCUUGUUUGGGGAAACUUUCAUACAUUGGAAAAAAGCAGAAUAAGUGCUGCAGAACAUGAUUUCCCACUAGAUUUCCCCUUGGCUAGGCUUUUCAGUAGUAGUGCUUUGUAGUUGUUUUUUCCAUUAGCAACAGGACGACUCAGCAUCUGGUAGAAAAGAUCCAUGACUGACUCAUGCCAUUCCUUUAAGCUAUCUUUAACUCCUUCCCAUCUACAUUUUUUUGUUGAAGUUCCUUUUGUAUCAUUGUUUUAAGGGAAAUAAAAUGAUAACGAUAAGCAAUAAAGAAUCAAUCCAUCAAUAUCUCAUAGGGCUGACGCCAUGACAUAUUCUUGGAGAAUCAGCAUUCCAUUAGGGAAGUUCUAAGUGGUCACUACCCAGUCCCUUAAUUGUCCAAAUAGUACAGCUUAUAUUUGAACAUGUCUCUUAAAGUUCCCCAACUCCUACUCUGACCCUCGGUUACGUUGUCUCCCUCCUUUUAACCUAUAGGCAAAAGAAGAAAGAAUGAUUAGAGAAAAUACCAUGAGUACUCAAAUCUCAGGUAAUAAUCAAAACAUGUAUUUAUAGAAUGCUUUACAGGUGACUAUUUCAUAAAAUAAUUUCAUUUAAUUAUCUAUUUUCAAGAAAGAAUGCUUAUCCCUAUUUUAUAAGUAAUUCAAAGAGGUGAACACAUACCUGUCAUAGUCACAGCUAGCAAUCCUGAGAACCUUGUUUCAUUCACAGAUCUUCAUACUCAAAUCCUGGUGAUGUUCAAAGCAACCAGACUGCAAUGUCUGCAUAAAUUACCAGAGCCAUGUUAUCAGUUGUUAUCAAGAAGCUACUCUGACCAGAAGAUGUUAGGAGAGUUACAAAGAGAGUCAGAAUCAGAGUUUAUCCCUUUGGAUAAAAACCUUAGAAAUUCACAACAGUCAUAAAACUAGUUAUGGCAUAAGUAUUUAAUUAGCUGGCAGACUAUAUAAUGCAGACACUAAGUAUCAUAGACAUCCUCAGGAAGAAGACCAUGUGUGAAAACAGCAUAAUUAAAGUGCCAAGUCUCAGGCAAAAGCCAUCCUGCUUUUCAAUUCCUGUUCAUGUUCAGAGAUACAAUACCUUACCUAGGAAGAAUGUUAACCUAGGAAGACAUUGAGAUCAUCCUUCAACCUAAAGCUGUAAUCUACCAGUUCCAAAUGUGGUAGGUGUAUGGGACAAGGUAAUUUUCAUUUCCUGUGAUAUUUCCACUUUGUUAAGGACUAUCUGUGGAAGAUAUUUCCUGUAAUUACAAUUUUAAAAAAGGAAAUUAACCAUUUUUCCAUGCUAAGUUUUCAAAAUUAGCUGUAAGUGAAUAAAGCUUUGUGUUCUUGUCUGAA